This is a messenger RNA of Ooceraea biroi (clonal raider ant), 1811 nucleotides long. RefSeq lists its product as uncharacterized. The record is from RefSeq and is a predicted model, not a curated record. Lineage: Eukaryota; Metazoa; Arthropoda; Insecta; Hymenoptera; Formicidae. Gene Ontology annotation, molecular function: protein binding.
GGGGAUUUCCAACAAUAAAUAUUCUUAAUUAUUCUUAAUACGUCACAUGUUUGAUGCCAUUCUGUCCAAGUAACGUUCGGUAGCAGUUUAGAUUGUUAUUAACAAGUCGAUUCAGGUGAAAAGCUUUUGUUACUGUGUAACUUUAAGGUUAUUAUUAUAUAAAAAACUCUUUUAGUUUCAGAAGAAAGAAACUUUGUUCUUAUAUUCUACGAACUUCGAACAUUGUAUCGAAAAUAAUAUAUUUCGUUAAGAACAUGGCGUCGGAUGAACAUGAGGAAACAAGUGUAAAACAAAAACUUUCAAAGUUACACUGUCCAUUUACUUGGGAAAUGUUAGAUAGUACAAUAAAACAUAGAAUGACUUGCAUGAAGGAUCAGGAAAUGCAAAACAAUGCCUCUUGUCCAUUAGAAUUACUGAUGCACUCUUUGUUUCAAUGUUAUGCAGCUGUAGUAAGUGCGGAUAAUGGUACAGUGACAGAAAUAAUGAGGAAAAGCGAGGAGCUUUUAAUAGAGAUUCAACAGAAGCAAAAAUUUCAUAAGACAGUAAGGGCAAUUGAACAUGUUUUUUAUGCCACAAAAUGUUUCUUUUUGUAUGAGAUAGAAGAAAUGAAUGAAUUAGAAGAGAUAUUGGGAAAUAUCGAUGCUGAGCAUUUUACUGAUGAAGAAUUGGGUGCUUUGUAUGGAUGUCAAAGUGUCGUGUGGUCUUCCUUAAAUGAUUUUGGUAUGGACAAAGCGGUCGAUACUGCUAAAAAAGCAGUGGAAAAGAAUCAAGAUUGUGCCCUGUGGCAUUUUAUUCUCGCAAAGAAUCUUAGACGCCAAAGACGCGUGAUAGCUCUGUCAUCUGACAUCUCAGACAUGGAAAAGGAACAUUUUGAAAUAGCAUAUGCUAUAUCCAAGAAUCAUGUAUUCGGAGUGUAUUACCUGCAAAUGCGCAUCGAGAGCUACUAUAAGUUUAACAGAGAAUUGGAUUACAAGCAGAGAAAAGCAGCUAAUGAGAAAGAAGUGAUACGCAUAGCCAAAGACAUUUUCAAGUCAAAACCUACUAAUUAUAAGAUACUGUUAAAAUUAGCUCGUAUGUUUCUGCGUGCAAACCUCUCGGAUGAAAUGCAAUUGGCCAAAGAAUGUUUAGACAGUGUAGAAAAAAUAGCUCCGAAUAAUUCUACAUAUUUGCAUUAUUGUGCGAUGUUAUACCAGCAAAGUGGAGACUACAAGGAAGCUAUAAAGUACUAUAAAAAGGCUGCGGAAUGUAAUAAUUUUGUAGCAGAACUUUCAUACAUUCAGUAUGGCUGGGAAACUGGAGAGCUAGAACCGUUGCCACAUUUGUUGCGAAUGGUGAAAAAAUAUAAUCAGUCCAUAACGGAGAGGCAAAUAGUUAUGCUUCUGAAUAUUGCAAUAACUUAUUAUACUCUACAUAAGGACAUAGCAAAUGCAGCGGAGUAUUUUUUAAAAGCUCUAACAAUAGACCCACUGAGCAAAAAAUUUAAGGUGUAUUACAAAUUCCUUGAUUUCGAUACUAUAAAUAUAUCAUACUUUUUGACUACGUAUUUUUGUCCUCGUUUGAUCAACUCACGUUCUCAAGAGACAUGUCGGAAGAUUAAGAAUCUUUUGAGUUUAAAAGACACGACUGAUUUAACGAUGAAAUUAAAAUCCUUAUCUACAGAACCCACAAAAGAACGUUCCGAUUAAGUGCCAAAUAAUAUAUACCCACUUUGCCAUUUUGUAUAAAUUAUUACAUUGUGUUUUUAUUUUGUAUUUUAUUAUUAAUGACGUUAAUCACAAAGUUAUUCUGUAAUAAUGUUAUUUUAGAUUCUA